CCCAUGGUCAUGCUAUCUUAAUUCCCAACACUUGCACUUGCUACAGCACGUGGUUUGGCAAGAAAAAACAAAUGUGUGCCUAACUACACCACCGAAAUCGCUGGCGACGGAAUCUCCAGUAUUUGUCCAGCGCUUCUCCCAUUGGCGCGGCUAUUGUCACCGGUUAAAUUGCCAUUGGUCCUCUUAUAAUUGUGGGCUGCGCCGCAAAUAGUGUUGAAAGUUCCUGUCGCGCAGGAACCUGGAGUCUCUGCCAAAAUACUAGGCGCGCAGAGUAGCACUGCGCGGGGUCCUUCGAGAUGAGCUUAGGCUUACGGAGUAACGCUCCUGGCAGCGUGAUCCGUGAUUCUCCAAUUAGCUAUCGUGGGGCGUCGGUUGGGAAGAAACUCGUCGCGGAUGGAAAAUGUCAUAUGGCUGAAUCCCAAUGCGGGGAUGAGGGAUUGCGUAUAUAAUGGAAUUGCCAUCUGGCUGCGAGAGGAUUUUUCUUCCUCGCUCAACUCUGUUUCAACGGCAUUGUGACUGAGGAUCUCUUGCUGAGCUACCCCGCCAAAGUUCAAUUGUUUGCUCAUUGAAUCCAGCACUGUUUGAAAUGGCGACUCAAACGAUUAACAAGGAUGCGAUCAGCGUAAGAGGACUCACCCAACGGAGAGGCGAUUGGUGUUGAGAAGAUAGAGGAUUGGAACUGACGACUGGCCCAAACGGAACAGAACCUUUCUUUCGUUCUCAACAAGCCCGGAGAUGUCACCUUUGAGGAGCGUCCCAAGCCCACCAUCUCCGACCCCAACGACGUCCUCGUCGCGGUAAACUACACCGGAAUCUGUGGCUCAGACGUCCACUACUGGGUGCACGGCGCCAUCGGUCACUUUGUUGUCAAGGACCCCAUGGUCCUGGGCCACGAGUCUGCCGGAACCAUUGUCGAGGUCGGCUCGGCUGUCAAGAACCUCAAGGUUGGCGACCGAGUUGCUCUGGAGCCUGGCUACCCAUGCCGUCGAUGCUCCUUCUGCCGUGCCGGCAAAUACAACCUCUGCCCGGACAUGGUCUUUGCCGCGACGCCGCCAUACCACGGCACUCUGACCGGACUGUGGGCCGCCCCGGCCGAUUUCUGCUACAAGCUGCCGGACAAUGUGUCCCUGCAGGAGGGUGCUAUGAUUGAGCCGCUGGCGGUGGCGGUUCACAUUGUCAAGCAGGCCCAGAUCCAGCCCGGCCAGUCGGUCGUGGUGAUGGGAGCUGGACCCGUGGGUCUGCUGUGUGCUGCCGUGGCCCAAUCCUAUGGCGCAACCAAGGUUGUCAGUGUCGAUAUUGUGCAGUCCAAGCUGGACUUUGCCAAGAGCUUCAGCUCAACACACACAUAUGUGUCUCAGAGAAUCUCGCCCGAGGAAAACGCCAAGGCCAUCAAGGAGCUUGCAGACCUUCCUAUCGGUGCGGAUGCUGUCAUUGAUGCCAGCGGCGCAGAGCCGUCAAUCCAGACGAGCUUGCACGUCGUCCGCGUGGGAGGCACUUACGUGCAAGGUGGUAUGGGCAAGAGCGACAUCACAUUCCCUAUCAUGGCCAUGUGCUUGAAGGAGGUGACGGCCCGGGGAUCGUUCCGUUACGGUGCCGGAGAUUACGAGCUGGCUGUUGAGCUUGUCAGGACUGGCCGUGUUGAUGUCAAGAAGCUGAUCACGGGCAUUGUCAGCUUCAAGCAGGCCGAGGAGGCAUUCCAAAAGGUCAAGACCGGAGAGGCUAUCAAGAUUCUGAUUGCCGGACCCAACGAGAAGGUGUAA
This is a messenger RNA of Trichoderma virens Gv29-8, 1760 nucleotides long. RefSeq lists its product as uncharacterized. The transcript has a single exon. The record is from RefSeq and is a predicted model, not a curated record. Gene Ontology annotation, biological process: D-sorbitol catabolic process. NCBI's taxonomy places the organism in Eukaryota, Fungi, Ascomycota, Sordariomycetes, Hypocreales, Hypocreaceae. Bases 879 to 1760 code for a protein of 293 amino acids. Gene Ontology annotation, molecular function: zinc ion binding; L-iditol 2-dehydrogenase (NAD+) activity.